Papilio machaon (common yellow swallowtail) is the source of this 1800-nucleotide messenger RNA. RefSeq names its product drebrin-like protein (gene Abp1). Gene Ontology annotation, cellular component: actin filament; postsynaptic membrane; cortical actin cytoskeleton. The record is from RefSeq and is a predicted model, not a curated record. NCBI's taxonomy places the organism in Eukaryota, Metazoa, Arthropoda, Insecta, Lepidoptera, Papilionidae. The transcript has 9 exons. Gene Ontology annotation, molecular function: actin filament binding. The coding region runs from base 90 to 1724 and encodes 544 amino acids. Gene Ontology annotation, biological process: positive regulation of axon extension; postsynaptic actin cytoskeleton organization; neuron projection morphogenesis.
GUGAGUCAGUCUUUCGUCCGGCGUUGUACGUUAUUUCUUAUUAUAUUCUUUUAAAAAAUUCAUCGCUGAAUUAGUACAAAUAAUGUAAAAUGGCCAUAAAUUUAGAAAAACAUCGAGAAGCCCUGGUAGCGGCAUGGAAGGAUGUACUGGACGAAAAAACCGACACCAACUGGGCUCUAUUUGGCUACGAUGGAUUGUCUAACGACCUGAAGUUUGUGAGCAAAGGUGACGGUGGGCUCACUGAGCUGAUAGAUGAUUUCAACAGUGGGAAGAUACAGUAUGCAUUCCUGAAAGUGGAUCUACCCGAUGGCACUAUAUCCAAAUAUUUACUUAUCAAUUGGCAGGGGGAAGGCGCGCCGACGGUACGUAAGGGUACAUGUGCAAACCACAUUCAGCACGUGGCUCAACUGUUCACUGGGUUCCAUCUGACGAUGCACGCGCGUACCGAGGAUGACCUCGAUGAGAAGGUUAUCCUUGACAAGCUGGCUAAGGCCGGAUCCGCUUUCAACUUCAAGAGCAGCCGGCAGGAGGAGAUACCCCCAAGUGGACCAGUGGGUACCACAUAUAGGAAAGUUAAUCCAGUUCAAGAAAUCAAUUCUAAAGAACGAGAUCAGUUCUGGUUGAAAGAAGAACAGGAGGAGAAAAAGAGAAUUGAAGCUGAGAAAAAGAGACGAGAAGAGGAGAAAAGAAAAGCAGAAGAAGAAGUAAGAAGGAGAGAUGAACUGGAAGCAGCAAGAAGAGCUAAAGCAGAGGAAGAAAAGUGCGGCGAAGGCGCGGGUGUGAGCGCGGGUGAGGCGCUGCGGCGGCAGAGGUCAGCGGAGGCGCGGCGUCUCAUCGGCGCCUCCACUGCCGCCGCCCGCGCACUGUUCCAGCAGAACCUGGCGCAGGGACAGAUAUCCACCAGAUCAAAUUCGAUACCCGAGAAGCCGGUACGCAGUUCAGUGAUAGCGCAACGUAUCAACACUUUCUCUCAGAACACAUCACCACAAAUCCCCACAUCGCCAAACAAAUCACCCACAAAAACCACACUCGAAGAACCUAAAGUCGAAGAUAACGAAAGCAAAACGAGUCCAUUAAAGAAUAUAGACAAGAUAAAAAUGAGUUUGGAAAGACCUUCUCAAAUACAAUACGAACCUAUAAUAGAUCCAUCUGUCGAUUUGAGUCCGAGUACGGAUAAUGAAGCUAAUUCCUUCAGUGCAAUAAAUUAUACGGAAUACAAUGAAAUAUACAAAGACGAUGUACUGAAGCAAAGUGAGCCGAUGAUCAAACAGAAUAUUCUUGAAAAUGACAUGUUUGACGCGUCAUAUUCCAGUUCAAAUGAAAAUGACGACGAUGACAGUGACAACAAGUUCAGUACUAUCAAACGGUCACCGUACACUAAGGAUGCUGAAGCUAGAUCUGAACUCAGUAGACAGAAUACUGUCAUUGAAAAUGUUCAUUACAAGAAAGAAAAUGGAACUACAACACUAGAUGAUGUGUCCCCUGAAGGUCUGGAGGAGGAGGGAAAUAUAUACGAGGACCUGGACGAUGACCCGGGUCUCACAGCACGAGCGCUUUACGAUUACCAAGCCGCGGACGAAUCAGAAAUAACAUUUGAUCCUGGUGAUAUAAUAACACAUAUUGAACAAAUAGACGCUGGUUGGUGGCAAGGAUUGGGACCUAGAGGUGUUUUUGGUCUCUUCCCUGCCAACUAUGUAGAACUAUUACCCUGCCAUCCACGUUAAUGUAAUCCAAGGUAACAAGUUAUUUGUAUUAUUCGUGUAUACAGUUUGAUUUGUAUGUAAUAUUUCAUUAUAUAAA